AUGGAUGGACUCAAAGUCUCGGUUAUCACGAGCGCGAGACCUUCCUCGGUGGAUCCAGACGCCUAUGAGUCCUAUCGUUCAGCAAAGACAAACGAUGCAGAAUCUAAAGCUGGCCUCGUUAUCGUCAACAACCUGCUUUCAGAUGCAGUCAUGUUUUGCGAGGACAUCGUGGGAACUUUUCCGCAUCAAGAUGACGUAGAAACUCUCUACACUAAAUUCUCCAAGGGAGAGCUCUGGAAGGUUAUGAACGCCGGAGAAAAGCUCACAAUCUUCAACAAUGCAGACUCGACAAACUACAAGUUUUUGGAAGAAAUGGCUGCUCCCGAACGGAAUGAUCUGUACUGGCUGUACGAAAUCUUCAUGCAGAAGUAUACGUCUUACGGCUUGGAGUAUAUGCCCCCUUGGAUGUACUUGACGCCAGACAUUGCAGAACCCGAGCUUGAACUAUGGGGCGUAGACCAGCUCGAUAACACACUGCAGCUGUACGCUGGAACAACCUAUUUCACCACAGCGGGUGGACAGUUUGGAUCCAGCGCUAGUCCCAUUGAGCAGGGCGACCUAGUUUGUAUCCUCUUUGGAAGCAAAAUCCCUGCCAUUCUGCGCGCAGAAAGUGACAGCAAAUAUCGUCUGGUCUCAUUUGCGUAUGUGUCGGGGAUUAUGCACGGGGAGUUCUUGCAUGAUCAAAGUGGUAAGCCUCGUGGUUCAGAGACAUUUGUACUUGUCUAG
Molecule: messenger RNA, 726 nt
Organism: Coniosporium apollinis CBS 100218
Lineage: Eukaryota; Fungi; Ascomycota; Dothideomycetes
Exons: 1
Coding region: 1-726 (241 amino acids)
Source: RefSeq, a predicted model, not a curated record